Molecule: messenger RNA, 2183 nt
Organism: Exaiptasia diaphana
Lineage: Eukaryota; Metazoa; Cnidaria; Anthozoa; Actiniaria; Aiptasiidae
Exons: 9
Coding region: 34-1605 (523 amino acids)
Molecular function (GO): 2-oxoglutarate-dependent dioxygenase activity
Source: RefSeq, a predicted model, not a curated record
AUUUGCAUUUUGAGAUGUUAUUGAAAGCGGAAAAUGGCGAUAAUUUACAGCCCCAUACUACUCUUCUUUUUCUUACUACAUUCAAGCUUAUCCUCAGAUGUAAAAACAUUUCCUAAAGGCCACGGGGAAGAGCUAGGCAAGCAUCGCGAUUCUGACGGUCAUGUUGAUGUCCUAGAAUUGAUCCCAACUCCAAAACAUUUUUGGGAACAGUACGCAAGUAUUCGAAAGCCUGUAGUAUUUCGAGGCGCAGGAAAAAACUUCCCAGCUCACUCACUAUGGACGGAUAGCUACCUCAAACAAAACUACGGGAAUUUAGAAGUCAAACUCGAGGCGAAAAGAGAAAAAGAAAAGACACCAGUUGGGGAUCGUGGAGUCGGUCGCGACACCAUUGAAAGUUUUCUUAAUACCUACGUUCAAAAAGACAGCUAUAUGGUUUCGCAAUUACCUGACCCUUUAGCCAAAGAAGUGAGAGUUUUGCCUUGUUUAAUGUGUGGUACGUUUUCUGAAAGAAUUCUUGAAGCGAAUUUAUGGUUGAGUUCCGGUGGUACAAAAAGUAUGUUACACAAAGACGCUGAUAAUGCCAUCAAUUGUCUUCUUAACGGUACCAAAGAUUGGAUUUUAAUUCAUCCAGACAAUGAAGAAAAUAUUCCUGUAGCUGAAGGUGACAAGGGAUAUGGUGGCUUUGCCGUCUUGGACGUUGAUAAAGUCAAUUUAAUAAAAUAUCCUGAUUUCAAGAAUGUACGCUGGCAGUAUGCAAACCUCUCAGCUGGAGAUUGUCUUUAUCUACCAUACAGUUACUGGCAUCAAGUGCGAUCCUAUGGCUCCAAGAAUAUGGCAGUGUCAGUUCUGUUUUCAAGACUAACUGUAUUCAAUAGUACUGGAUGUGAUAAGGCAGUGUUAAACUAUACCCCAUUAAGCGAUGUUGAUAUGGUUUGGACAUAUCCUGGACACGGACCACAAACCAUGGGCAAUCUGGACCCUUUUGAACUAAAAGAUAAUUAUGUGAAGGAUUUGGACUUAGCAAAGGAUGGUAGAAUGACGGUGGAUUAUUUGUAUARAUCAUUUACCGAGCAGGGGCUAUAUGAACAACACCCAAAAAUCAGAAUGCAGAUUGCACAAAAGGUGUUCAAUGUACUAGACCCAAAUAAGAAGGGCUAUGCCAAUAAGGAUGAUAUCAUGGCAUUAACAGUGGAUAAGCUUAAAGCUAUAGCUGAUAUUGUGGAUCCUGAUUAUGCAAACACUGAGGAAUAUGAACAUGUCCUGUUUGGUGAAGAAGAAGUGAGAGAUGCUUUCCAAGAUGCUCUAGAAGAAGGAAAUGGAGAACUCCAUUUGCAAAAAUUGAUACUAAAAUACAAGGAUCUUGGCGGAUCGGAAAAAGUUGCCCGAGAGCUGUUUGCAAUGUUGAAACCCAAAUCUAAAGAUAUAGCAACAGCUGAUGAAGUAGAAGAGAACUUGUCAAACGUGCUUGAACUUUACAAGAAAAUAAGAGACGACGAUAAAUCAGGUGUAUUCUACGAUCGACAUCUACAAGAGGACAAAGAGAUCAUGGCUAAGACGUUAGAUGAGGGAACAAAUACAGAUGGUGCAAAACACGAAGAACUUUAGAACUUUUAUUGAUCGAAAAAGUCUGGUUUGGAACUGUGAAAAUCAUGUUUGCAUUAUGGUAAAUUAAAUGUAAAGUGUUAUUUAAAAGAGUCGUUGUCCACCUCGCUAGUUGCGCUAUAUUGUUUGAAAUGUAGCCAUUAGCUAUUGCCUGUAAGUCGUUGUGGCAAAUAAUACUGGAAUAAAUUUAGCUAUAACCUAAAUAUAUUUUCAGGGGAAAAUGUAUCAUCUGGUUGUUAAUACUUGUCACUUUUAGGCGACCCGCUUGAAGCAGUGAUUGUUGACAAUAUAUUUGCGGUCAUGUCCAUGAUAUUAUAGUCUAGGMAUACUAUCUUUCGUUUGAAAACUAGUAUUGUGUGUUUUUAGUCGAUGCAUUUGUAUCUACCYUUUUUCAUGAAAAMAAAUCUUGUACUGUUUUUAAGCUGUUUGAAUAUAGCUCGAUUUCGCGUCGUGAUGCAUCGACUUAGACAAUCAAAAACUUAUGAAUUUUUAUAUAAUUUAUUACCACCACAUGCAGUACCCAUACAUUGUAGUUUCGUCUAUGACGUCUAUGCUUGAAAAAUAAAAUGGAAAUGUCUAUU